CGUCGGAAGCGGUCUAACUUUCAGCAUUCUGACGCCAGCCCCCGUCCACCCGGGCUCGGGAAUUUGGGCAGUGGGGAUGGGAAUGGCUCCACGGGCCGCUUUCCCCUGCUUGAUUACGCCGCCCCGCACAAUUUCAGUUUCUGUUUCGAUUUCAUUUACUGAAAUCCCCCGGCUUUCGGGAAUGCAAAGCCGCCAGGCGCAUGUCGGGACGCCUCACCUGCUCGCCCGUCCCCGUCGCCGGCGCUUUUCGGUCACAUCUCCGCGGCCGAUUACUGCAGUUCUCCGGCAGCCGCCGCUGGGAGCCGGCAGGUACUGUGAGUGGGCUGCCAGGUUAAAGGAGAAAAUAUUUCCUGGAAACUUUUAAAUGGUACAACAGUAUUUAAUCUCUUAUGAGAAUCUUCUCCACUUUUUGAGAUACACAAAAGAAACAGAAUUAGAGGAGCCUACACUGAAGUGCUGUCCCACUGCAGUCAGCAGGUGAACAGCAGCGUUAUCCACAGAAGUCAGAAAUCAGUCGGAGGAGAGAAGGAGCAUUGUGGCAGGUUCUGUAAGAAAAGCAGUGAGAAGGCUCUGGAUUUGGUUUGGCAUCUACAUCUCAAGCUGCUUCAGCUGAGCCAGCUUGGGCAUGCUUCUGCUCAGGGUGAAGCAGACCAGUUGGUAACUGCAGUGAGCAUUUUUGAGUGCUUUUGGAUUUGACUUGGACCUACUUCUUUUCCUCACUGAAAGUGAACAAUUGAGUACAGCGGCACAGUAGACUUUCUCCGUCUUGAGGAACUUUGUUCUGCCUACAUGAUGGAAAAGCUUUUGUUUUUGCACAUAUUUCUAUUCUGCUGGCGUUCCCUGAAUGCUUUAUUCACAGUUGAAGCUCCCAAAUCACUCUACACUGCAGAACUUGGCAGCAACGUGACAAUGGAAUGUAUAUUUCCAGUGAAUGGGAAACUAAAGUUCAGGGAUUUAAGCGUUAUCUGGGAAAAAAAAGAUGAUGUUAGAAAGGAUGUUUAUGUACUUCUGAAAGGGAAGGAAGACUCUGGAAGUCAGCACAGUGAUUUUCAGGGACGGAUAAAGCUGUUGAAAGAGAAUCUGGAUCUUGGGCAGUCUCUCCUUCAGAUCAGCAACGUGAAACUCCGAGAUGCGGGGCUUUACCAUUGCCUUAUUGAGUAUGGGGGAGCUGACUACAAGACCAUCAACCUGAAAGUUCAGGCUCCUUACAGAAGUAUAACCCAAGAAGUGAUAAGUACAGGAGACAAAGAGUGGAAGUUAACUUGUCAGUCAAAAGGAUUCCCAAAAGCUGAGGUGAUGUGGCAAAAUGGAGAAUGUCAGGAUUUGACCAAUAAGGCAAAUACAAGUUAUGAAACUGGAAGUGAUCAGUUGUAUCGUGUGACGAGCACUCUCACGAUCAAAAACAGAACUCGUGAAAAUUUUCGUUGCAUCUUCUGGAAUAAAGAAACUCAAGAGAAUACAUCUGCGAAUUUGUACAUUCUAGAUUCAACUGAUGACGUGCUGUGGACUGAGAGCAGACUGAGAGCAUUUGUUUGGCCAAUUCUCAUUGUGAGUGUCCUCGUUGGAUCAGUGUCAAUUACUGUCUGCAUAAGGAAAGCUAAAGCAAAUAAGGACUGUAGGACACGUAUGGCUAAACCAUCAAUUAAUAUAACAAAGCUGUUGAAAGAUAAGGACGUGCAUGACUGCAGAGAUCCUUCUUUUGAAGAUCAGGAGUUGAAAUACAUGCAAAUUGAGAAGACUUAGAGAAAGCAGGGGAAGAUUUUCCAUUGGAGGUGAAGAUUUGGCAGCCCUGAUGUUCUCUGCUCUGUCUGUUCUGAGGGAGAUACUCUUUUUUUGUUUGUUUGUUUUUAUUCUGUUGUUGCAAUAUUAUUCCAUAUUACUGUAAAUUGGGAAAAGCUGCAAUUAUCAUAGCAUAAUAGGCCCCUGAAUUCCAGACUCUGUUUAUACAACUACAUACAACAUAGAGGUUUAUUUAAAUGUCCGUGUUUUUGCUUUCUGAAGUUUUGCACUUUCAAGGACACAUCCUAUUGAAAAUGUAUUGAAGAUAAAGCACUUUAGGUCUAGGACCAUAAACAACUUCACAGCUCAUGCUUGAACAGUCCAUUUUCUGGACGUUUUGCCUGUAGAAGCUCUCAGUUCACUGCAGAGAUUUUGUUUUCUAGCUUGUGAAAAUUUUUUUCAAUAAACAUAGAAGAUAAGAGUGCAACAAGAGAAGAUGCUAUACAUACAGGAUGUUUUCUGUCGUUAUUGUAGACCUUAAAACACAGGCUACCAUCAGCUAUGUUUUAAAUGGAUACUGUAACCCUCUUGAUAACUAUGAGAAAAUUCGUGGAAAUUAUUAGAUAAUGCUCAGCUUAUUCAUCUCUUUCUCUGAAAAGAAGGUUGUUUUGAGGUUUUAAUUUCCCUGUGAUACAGCUGGCACUACUUGAUUGAUAACUGAUUGUUAUUCUUCUUAUUUAAUAUUUGGGGAUAAUACAGCUCUUUGGACCUUCAAGAAGUACACAGUGUGGUUUGGAUUGCCCUUUUGUUCAUCCCAGAAACAGAAGAAGAAGAACCAUCUCACUGCUGGGACAUGAAAUAUAUGUUCUUGUGGUUACUUAAGAAAUGCUGAUGGAACAUACUCCCGGAUGGCAUUUCUUAAUCUACUGUUGUGUUACAUUUUGCAGGUUCAUAGCUCUUUGGUUGGUUUUGUCACAUAGAUUGAAAUUAUUUAUUACAAUGCCAUUCUUAACUGUAUUUUUAAAUAAAAAGUGUUUUGGUUCUUUU
This is a messenger RNA of Coturnix japonica (Japanese quail), 2766 nucleotides long. RefSeq names its product programmed cell death 1 ligand 1. Gene Ontology annotation, biological process: cellular response to lipopolysaccharide; immune response; positive regulation of T cell proliferation. NCBI's taxonomy places the organism in Eukaryota, Metazoa, Chordata, Aves, Galliformes, Phasianidae. The record is from RefSeq and is a predicted model, not a curated record. Gene Ontology annotation, cellular component: external side of plasma membrane.